UUGGGGGUAAAAUACCUAAACACAGAAAGAAGCCAAGUCAGUCAUCUUUAUUUUAUUUUAUCCGUAACUAACCACGAGGUUCAAGAGUUUUGAUCAAAAAAGCUCUCUCCUUUCUCUCUUCUUUUCGCUUCGUCUUCACAAGGAGGUAUGGCAAAGAGUUACUUCAAGCAAGAACAUGAUCUUGAGAAGAGGCGUGCAGAGGCUGCUAGGAUUAGAGAGAAGUACCCUGAUAGGAUUCCGGUGAUCGUGGAGAAGGCAGAGAGAAGUGAUAUACCCAAUAUAGAUAAGAAGAAGUACCUUGUUCCAGCUGAUUUGACUGUAGGACAAUUUGUGUAUGUUAUCCGUAAAAGGAUUAAACUAAGUGCAGAAAAGGCAAUAUUCAUAUUUGUGGAUAAUGUGCUUCCACCUACAGGUGCAAUUAUGUCUGCCAUAUACGAAGAGAAAAAGGAUGAAGAUGGAUUUCUCUAUGUGACUUACAGUGGGGAGAAUACGUUUGGGUGCCAGAUCCAGCCGUAGCCUGUGAUUGUUCUGGCAUUACGUGGUUUCUUAGUGCAACCACAUUUAAUUCAUCGUAAUUGUCUUUCACGCAUUCUGCUGAAUAUUUCUUCAUCGUGCAUAUUUUAUAUUUUAUAAGACCUUGCAAGUGAUAUUAUGUACAGUUAUAAAUUGUAUAUAAGCCCCAAAACCUU
Molecule: messenger RNA, 689 nt
Organism: Pistacia vera
Lineage: Eukaryota; Viridiplantae; Streptophyta; Magnoliopsida; Sapindales; Anacardiaceae
Product: autophagy-related protein 8f
Exons: 6
Coding region: 148-516 (122 amino acids)
Biological process (GO): cellular response to nitrogen starvation
Source: RefSeq, a predicted model, not a curated record